GGACAGGAGAGAACUGUCUUCUUAUAUGGGAAAUCUUUCCUCUCCAUGGGAUUGUCGCACUGAAAGGGGGUGUUGAUUGUCACCAUUGAUCAUUAUAUUUUUGACCUUCGGGAUUGACUUUUUAAGAUUCAUGUUGGGUGAGGAAGAAGCCCAGAUCAGGAGGAAGAGGAAAGAAAAGGAAUCUGGAAUGGCUCUUACUCAGGGACACUUGACAUUCAGGGAUGUGGCCAUAGAAUUCUCUCAGGAAGAGUGGCAGUGCCUGGACCCUGCUCAGAGGGCUUUGUACAGGGCUGUGAUGUUGGAGAACUACAGGAACCUGGUCUCCCUGGGACUCUUGCUUCCUGAAGUGACUAUUCUCUCCAUGUUGGAGGAAGGGAAAGAGCCCUGGACUAUGAAGAGUGAAGUGAACACAGCAAAAAUCCCAAAUAUGGGGAAAUGGAUCGAAGGUGUGAACUCAGGGAGGAGCUGUGUAUUGGGAAAUGAUGCAGAAAACAAGCCUAUUAAAAAUCAACUGGGAUUAAGUUUUCCAUUUCAUCUGCCUGAAAUACAGCAUUUUCAAGCUGAAGGGAAAAUUUAUGAACGUAAUGAAGUUGAAAAGUCUAUCAACCACAAUACCUCAUUUUCACCACUUGACAACAUUUCUUCUAAACUCAAAACCCACAUAUUUAAUAAUUAUAACAAUGAUUUAGUUAGUUCUCCAGUUCUCAUGCAAGAACUGAAAACACACAUUGGGGAAGAGCCUUACAGAUGUAAUGAGCAUGUGUCAUCAAGCCUUGCUAUUCAUGGGGUAACCCAUACUGGACAGAAACCUUUCAAAUGUAACCUGUGUGGCAAAGUCUUCAGGCAAAAUUCAGACCUUUUACGACAUUGGAGAAUCCAUACUGGAGAGAAACCUUUCAGAUGUAAUGAGUGUGGCAAAGUCUUCAGUCAAAAUUCACACUUAUCACGACAUCAGACAAUUCAUACUGGGGAAAAACCUUACAAAUGUAAUGACUGUGGCAAAACAUUUAGUGUACGUUCAACACUUAGUACCCAUCUGCGAAUCCAUAAUGGAGACAAUCCUUACAAGUGUAAUGAAUGUGGCAAGGUCUUUAGUUGCAAUUCAUACCUUAGACGGCAUCAGAGUAUUCAUACUGGGGAGAAACCUUACAAAUGUGAUGACUGUGGUAGUGCGUUUAGCAUGCUGUCAAGGCUUUAUGUACAUCAGGUAAUCCAUAAUGCAGAUAAACCUUAUAAAUGUGAUGUGUGUGGCAAGGUUUUUAGUCAAAAUUCAAACUUAGCAAGUCAUCGUAGAAUUCAUAGUGGAGAGAAACCUUACAAAUGUCAUGAAUGUGGCAAGGUCUUUAGUUUUAAUUCAUACCUUGCACAACAUCAGAGAAUUCAUACUGGAGAGAAACCUUACAAAUGUGUUGAAUGUGGCAAGGUCUUUAGUUGUAAUUCAUACCUUACACAACAUCGGAGAGUUCAUACUCAAGAAAAACUUUACAAAUGUGAUGAUUGUGGCAAGGUCUUUAGUUGUAGUUCAUACCUUAGACGACAUCAGAGUAUUCAUUCUGGGGAAAAACCUUACAAAUGUAAUGAAUGUGGUAAGGCCUUUAUUUACAAUUCAUACCUUGUUCAACAUGCAAUUGUUCAUACUAGAGAGAAACCGUACAAAUGUCAUGAGUGUGGCAAGGUCUUCAGUUGUAUUUCAUACCUCACACGACAUCAGGGCAUUCAUACUGGAGAGAAACCUUACAAAUGUAUUGAGUGUGGCAAGGUCUUCCGUCACAAAUCAAACCUUAAAAAUCAUCACACGAUUCAUUUGGGAGAAAAACCUUACAAAUGUUAUCAAUGUGGCAAAAAGUUUAGUUUGCGUUCAAGGCUUCAUAUACACCAGGUUAUCCAUAAUACAGAUAAACCCUACAAAUGUGAUUAUUGUGGCAAGGUUUUCAGGCACAAAUUAUCCCUAACAGUUCAUCUCAGAAUUCAUACUGGGGAGAAACCUUACAAGUGUAAUGAAUGUGGCAAGGCCUUCAGACAUAAGAUAUCACUUACAGUUCAUCAGAAAGCACAUACUGGAGAGAAACCUUACAAACAUUUUGAGUGUGACAAGGUCCUACAUCAAAACUCAAACCUUGAAGAUCAUCAUAGAAACCACAGAGGACAGAAACCUUACAAAUGUACUGAAUGUGGUAAGAUCUUCGAUUACAGUUCAACCCUUGCACGACAUCAGUGUAUUCAUACUGGAGAGAAGCCUUACAAGUGCAAUGAGUGUGGCAAAUUCUUCUGUCAAAAAUCAAACCUUAAAAAUCAUCAUGCUAUCCAUUCUGGAGAGAGACCUUAUAAAUGUAAUGAGUGUGGCAAAGUCUUCCGUCACAAAUCAAACCUUAAAAAUCAUCACACAAUCCAUACAGGAGAGAAACCUUACAAAUGUAAUGAAUGUGACAAGGCCUUCAGACAAAAGAUAUCCCUUUCACGUCAUCAGCGAACUCAUACUGGAGAGAAACCUUACAAAUGUAAUGAAUGUGGUAAGGUCUUCUGUGAAAAAUCAAACCUUAAAACUCAUCAGAGAAUCCAUACUGGAGAGAAACCUUACAAAUGUAAUGAGUGUGGUAAGGCCUUCUGUGAGAAAUCAAACCUUAAAACUCAUCAGACAAUCCAUACAGGAAAGAAACCUUACAAAUGUAAUGUAUGUGGUAAAGCUUUUAGUCACAUAUCACGCCUAUCACAGCAUCAGAGAAAUCAUUUGUGAGAGACUCUGUAGACUGAUUGAAGAUGGCAGCUCUUCAUUAUGAGUUUUACCGUUAAUCAACAUCAGAGAGUCCAUACUGAAGAGAAAUGAAAUAAAUGCAAUUUAUGGCAUAGGGACUUUUUCCAGAUUUUACUAAUCACACAUCGAAAGGUACAUCUCUUCAUGUACUUUCCUGUAUUUCAGUUUGAUAUUUGGGAAAGAAUCCAUACAAUGACAUGCCUCUGUUGAUUAUUUAAGGUCAUUUCUAUUCUAUUUUCCUGGAAGAGAACAGACACUCCCUUUUGAGCUUUAAUUUUUUUUUUCUAUUUUUGUGGAGGCAGGGUUUGCUCUGUUAUCCAGGGGGAAGUACAGUGGUGUAAUCAUAACCCACCACACCCUCUAAUUUAUGGGCUCAAGCUAUCCCUGUCCCUUCUCAGAGAGCUGAUACUAUAUGUAUACCACACCAGGUAUAGCUGAGUUUUUAAAAUUUGUUUUUGAGAGAAAAAGUUUCACUAUGUUUCUCAGUUUGUUUCAAUCGUGGGAUUCUGUUUAUUCUCCCAACCUGGACUGCUUGCAUUCUGGCAUUACAGAUGUGAGCCACUGUGCCUUGUCUUUGAGAUUUAAUGUCUGAUUUAGAGAGGAUGGUGGUGGAUACAUCAUAAUGUAAAACUAUGGUGUCAGCCUUCAUGCAUAAUACGUUCAGCACAUGCUUCUCCUGAAAUAGGGCCCAGUGGGUUAUAGGUACGAAAUGUUUUAUUAACUCACUAAAAAAGAACAGGCUACAACCUCUGGGAAUUUGAUGGCAAGAAUAUAAUAGUUCUUAAUUUGUAGAAAGAAUGCAGGGAUAAUGUUGGUCACCUUCCCUGUUGAAUGGCAAUAGCUUUUGUUUAGCAAAGGUUGAUGAAAAAAUAGCCUUUUUAUGAAGCUGAAGAGAGAAAAGAUUGAUCAGAAUAGACAUUCUAAUUAAAGCUACCAGUAAUUCAUGUUCUUGAUAGGGAUUCAUGUUUACCUCUUGGCAUUGUAAUUUGCAACUGUUUUAUUCAGAAUAUGUCAGAAUUCUCAGUUUUUUUCCCCUUUUUAUUGUUUGGGAUUCAUUGAGGUACAAAGAAUUAAGUUGCAUUGAUUGUAUUUGUUAGGUAAAUUCCUUUUUAACAAAACAGUAACUUAACAAAACAGUAAAUGCCUUCACAUAAUUCCCAGUUUUAACUAACAAAAUGUAAUGUAUUUCAUUGCCAUAAAUGCAUCACAAUGUUUCUACCAACAUUGUUUUAUUCCGCUUCAGGAGGAAACUUCAUAAGGGACAAUAAUAGUUCACCAUUAGGCUCUUAUGGUUGAAGCAUCUAGAACAAAUUUUUUGGUGAAAUCAAAGAACAUACCCUCUGGGGUACAUAUACCUAGGUAAGUAUGAUUUGGAGGUAAUCAUUCUUAGUACUUAUGUUAUUCUCUUUACACUCUGCUGUAGGAUACUUACUGAGUCCAGUGAAAAUUGCAUGGCAGUGUGACUUCAGAUUCUUACAUCCUCAAACAUGCAUCACUGUUGAUGAACAUGCACUGUCUCAUAUUUCUGCAUGAUUCUUUUUGUUACAUAGGACCCAUGGCAUACACCUUCAUUGUCCUUAAGCAAAAAAUGCACAUAUUUGUAAUAUGGAAGUUAUUAUGAAGUAAAAGAAUGUGUGGACAGUAAGGAUAAAAAUACCAUGUCUUUUUUGUUUAAGUGUGGUACUCAGUGACAUAAUUUACAAAUAUUAUUUAUGAAUUUCCUUUUAUGAAUAAACACAAUGGGAAACUUGUUUUGCUGGAUAAACUAGGAACUGCUUAUAUUUACCCUUGUAACACUUUUCAUAAGUUGCAUUUUCUCACCACUGCCCUUAAACUUGAUUGACGUGCAUCUAAGAUAUGGUUUGUGUAUCGAGAAUGAUGCUAACCCCUGAAGAGGUAUGAGAAUUUUUAUUGCACAGUGAGGCUUUUUGAGGAAAAUAGAAUAGUUUUCCACAGGUGAUUAAAAAAUGGCCUUAGAGGAACUGGCAUAUGUGAUUGGCUUGGGGUGUUAUGGUUAUUGUUAACUUAAUCCAGAUAGGCCAAAUAUGAAAAGGGAGUGCAGAGGUAUAAAAGGCAUUAGUAUUCAAAUAUCACACAGUGUAGUCUGACUUUUUCAGGUAACUGAGUGUUUUCACCGAGUGAAAUCCCCCAACUAAUCUGUUAUGAAAGAUCCUACUUCCUUCAUAUUAAUAACUUACUCCAUUCCUUUCCUGGCUGUAUAUAUAAAUCCCAUGGCAGAGUAUGACUGUUGAAAAUGUUUGUGAAAUACUGUUUAAUUAAAUUGCCUAAAAUAUUUUUUACAGUAGAAUGAAAAUUAUCACGUGGAAGUGCUUAUUAUAUAAGAAUUAUGAUUAAGGAAUUUUACUGAAAGAAGAUUUUUAUAAAAUUAUAGAAAUGCCAUUUUUAGAUAAUGAUAUUAAGCAGUAUAUGCCAUCAUUCAUUUUAAUGUUUAUUAAAGUUUUCUGGUUUUGUAUAUGAUUUUUUUUGUCAUUUUUUCCUCUUUCAUACAUUGUAGGCCAGCAUGUAUAUUUAAUACGUUUUUUUCCCUGUGUUACUCUGGUUAAAAAUUUAGGGAGCAUGUAUAUGAGGGUGCUGUUUGGAGGUAGAUUUUGUGACCUGAGCAUAUAGGUUAGGACAAUGGCAAGUAAAAACUGAUUUCUCUAUAAAUAAGAAAAAGCAAUGCCACUUAGAGUCUUUAGGGAAAGCAGUGGGACAAUGCAAGACAGUAAACUGAAAUUUUUUUAAUGUGGACAUUAUCUAAGAUCAGAUGCUUGAAAAUCAAAUAUGUGGAGGUUAAUCAGCAUCUACAGAGGUAAAUGAAAAAUCGGUAAGAGGGAAAAUCUCCCAGACUUCAACUUGACUUUGUGACAAGGAGGUGAUCUCUUGCUGAAUCCCUGGAGGCAAUUCUGUCACCUGCCACUGGCUAGUAUCUCUAUUCAGAGUUGGAAACUUUUCAGGAAAAUAUGUUUGUGUUAUUUGUAACAUGAAAACUGUCACCUGAUAUAUUUGUGUUCAUCCAAAGUUACUUAAUACAUUUCCUUUUAAUAAUUUCAAGUUUAGUGUAGUUGUGUACACUUAAAAAUCCCAGCUCCCUGGGAAGCUGAAGCAGGAGGAUCAUUCGAUUCCAGUAGUUAGAAACCAUCCUGGGUUACCAAGUCAGACCCUGUCUCAAAGAGAAAAAGUUAUUUGUGGGGAAGGGUUAAAGUAGUGGACCUGAAGCAGUGGGCACAUGCUUAGAGGAUUGAAGAUGGCCAGUAGAUACUUACCUUUGGCUGAAUUGUCUGAUUGGGGUGGGAUCCAACAGAGAAGUGAUAGAAGACACUAAAUGCAGAUUAGAAAGAAGGCGGCCUGCUUGGCUGAGUGAGCAGAGGCCAGGGUGCUGUCCUUAUGUGGGGGAGGGGCAAGUGACAGAUCUCUAGCACUCUACACUCCCCUUUGUAGACUAAGUCUGAGCUCCAAGAGGGGCCCUGCACUCCUUCAGGUCUCCAGAUAAACAGCUGCCUGAAGACUGCAUAGUGGAACUUCUCCAGGGAGGUGGUAUAAUGGGUUACCACAGGAUGCUGGGCAUUACAGCAUAAAUAAGCUGUAAAUAAGCAUUACAUGUGUCAUCAUCCUUUGAGCCCAACCAUAGAGUGCUGCAUCAGCCUGUCAAUCAUUUCUGCUAUAACCACCUACCUCAUUGCUGCUAUGCUGUGAAGCAGUAGAGAGUCCAGUUAUGCUCACAUACCCUAAGGACUGAUGCUGCUGCUGCUGCCACUGUCACUGGGGUAACUGUGGAAGAACAUGCCCCUGUAACCAUCAACCCCCACUGCUGCCACCUUGAUACAAGAUUCAGUCUCCAGCAAACUUGCACAGCAUCCUGAUUACACUGUCACCUUGGAGAGUGACCCACCCUCACUCCACAUGAGCAUUCAGCAUUGGCCUGGGGACCAGUCCACCCCUGCACACAGCACCUCUUUGGACUGUGACAACCACUGGAGAACAAAGAAAUGCAGUAGUACCCCAGUGUUAGAGGCUCACAAUUUGUCUGCUGUCUAUAGCUAAUCUAUUUAUCUAAUAAAGAGUUGCAUAGAGUACAGGUAAAGAAUUGUAAAAAAUACUUCACUCACAUGGAAACCAAAAAUAUGCAGAUGUAGCUAUUCUU
Messenger RNA from Nycticebus coucang (slow loris), 6896 nucleotides. RefSeq names its product zinc finger protein 480-like. NCBI's taxonomy places the organism in Eukaryota, Metazoa, Chordata, Mammalia, Primates, Lorisidae. The record is from RefSeq and is a predicted model, not a curated record. Gene Ontology annotation, molecular function: RNA polymerase II cis-regulatory region sequence-specific DNA binding; DNA-binding transcription factor activity. The transcript has 4 exons. Bases 131 to 2734 code for a protein of 867 amino acids. Gene Ontology annotation, biological process: regulation of transcription by RNA polymerase II.